This is a messenger RNA of Paramacrobiotus metropolitanus, 595 nucleotides long. Its product is annotated as major prion protein-like. The record is from RefSeq and is a predicted model, not a curated record. NCBI's taxonomy places the organism in Eukaryota, Metazoa, Tardigrada, Eutardigrada, Parachela, Macrobiotidae. The transcript is spliced from 4 exons. Bases 119 to 355 code for a protein of 78 amino acids.
AUUGUAAGGAAAAUCUGGAAUAUAUAUAAAGCGAGCACGGAGUUACAACAAUAAUGCGAUCUAAAUUGUAUUCUCCUCAUUGGGAUUUUCUAUUGCUCAGCGUUCACCAAUCAGCAACAUGAGAACCGUAGUGACCCUGCUGUUGUUAGUAGCGGUGGUGCUCCUUGCCUCCGAAGGUGUGGAUGCUUGGAGAGGUGGAUUCGGAGGUGGUUGGGGGCGCGGCGGAUUUGGGCGUGGAUGGGGAUUGGGAGGUUGGGGAUGGGGCGGAUGGGGACUGGGCUGGGGUUGGCCUUACUAUGGCUAUGGAUGGGGCUGGCCCAUGUGGGGGGGAUGGGGUUUGUAUGGCAAAAAGUAAAAGUGCACCCUUUGACCUUUGCCAGCCGGCCAUAUUCAUCGAAUUUGGCAUUCGAUACCGUGAUAUGUUUUCCUACUCACCUGAAUUUAUGUGUACAGCGGACAUAAAUUACCAUUAUGUACAACCGUUCUCAAUGUGUACCAAAAUAUUCCUGUUGUUGCGUUUAGCGGCUUUCGGUAGUAACUUGUAGGAGCAUCUGUGCUCCAAGACUCCAAAUUGAAUAAAGUUGCUUGCCUUUGG